Olea europaea var. sylvestris is the source of this 309-nucleotide messenger RNA. Its product is annotated as chlorophyll a-b binding protein 3, chloroplastic-like. Gene Ontology annotation, biological process: response to light stimulus; photosynthesis, light harvesting in photosystem I. Gene Ontology annotation, cellular component: chloroplast thylakoid membrane; plastoglobule; chloroplast envelope. The transcript is spliced from 3 exons. The record is from RefSeq and is a predicted model, not a curated record. The coding region runs from base 1 to 309 and encodes 102 amino acids. Lineage: Eukaryota; Viridiplantae; Streptophyta; Magnoliopsida; Lamiales; Oleaceae.
AUGAACAGUAAUAUUGCGAGAAAGAAACGUGAAAUAAUGAGACUGUACUUCUACGAGCCAGUUCGGUUCAAGGCUGGAGAUCAAAUAUUCUCUGAAGGACUCGUUGAAGGGUUCAGAAUCAACAUUUUAGAAGUUAUUGGCAAAGACAACCUUUACUCCGAUGGCCAAUACUUGUAUCCUCUUGGCCUUGCUGAUGACUUCAUCACUUUUGCUGACUUGAAGGUGAAGAAAAUCAAGAAUGGAAGCCUAACCAUGUUCUUCAUGUUCGGGUUCUUUAUGCAGGCUAUUGUCAUUGAAAAGAGCACCUAA